CACCCUGUAACUAAGUGGCUGAUCAGUCCUGGACCAUGAAGCUUAGAGUGGCGUUGUUCUUCGCAGGGCUCUUUGGGGCGUUGGCAGCUGUGUUCAUCCUUCUCUCUUUUGGAACCGAUUACUGGCUGCUGGUUUCAGAGAGCUGCCAGUUAAGGCCUAAUGGAUCUGCUGGCCCAGGCGGAGUGACCAUAAAGCCUGGAGAUGUGGUGCUGGAGGGCAAGGGCAGUAGUGAUGUCACUCUAUACCAUGAGGGUUUUUUCUGGAGGUGUUCCUUUAAAGGUGACAUGGAGGAUGACGACCUGCUGAAGAGACUCUGGUUCACCAAUCAGCCUGACUCAAAAGUAUGUAUGCCUGCCUACCUUUUCCCAUUCCCUGUGUCUCGUCAGACCCACAAUGCCACCGAGUAUGAGUCUUCCAUAACUUACAGAGGUUUCUGGAGCGUGUUUAUGCUCAUUGCUGUGGCAGCUGUGGUGAUUGGCGGCUUCAUCAUCAUCUGCGCUGCUCCGUUUGCCGGCCACCGCUUGUAUAAAGCAGGGGGUGGCCUCUUUCUGAUAGCUGGUUUUUUCCUGCUGUGUGUGGUGGUGAUGUACGUACUGUGGAUGCAGGUGUUGGAUGUGAUAGACCUUUACAUAGACCACCAGCGUGCUCUGUGUUCAGACUUCCAUCUGACCUUCAGCUACGGUCUCUCCUUCAUGUUUGCCCCAAUCGGCAUCUUCUUCUGCCUCCUGGCUGGCCUUCUUUUCCUCCUCAUCGGCCGAACCAUCCAGAUUCACUCCCAGUGACUUACCAGCAGUAGAAGAAGAGCCCGAAUGUCGGGAUUGUAUGAGGGUUUUAUACUGACACAUUUAGAUGUUUUUCUCAGUCUUUCUGUCGUGUAAAAGCAGGAAUCGGUUUGGCAAUUAUGUGGCACAUGCUUGAAUAUUUUCAGCUGUUGUUGAGCUCACCGUGCUCACUCAAACCUGAGUCAUUUUCAGCUCAGCUAAGAUAGCACCGAGACUCCGGAGGACCCAAAACAUUUAAAAUGAAAAAUAAAUAAGAAAUUAAAAAAAUGCACAAAAAUGAAUAUUCAAAAUAAACCGAGGCACUUAUUUCUGAAAUGUGCCAUAAAUUAAUAUUUCUGCUGGUCUUCUAUUUAUUUACCCUUCUGUUAAUUUGUCUGCUUUCAUAUUUAUUACUUAUUUAAUUUCUCUUGUAUUUAUCAUAUUUAUUAAUAAUGAAUAUAAAAGAUUUUAAAUGUAUAUAUUAAUUAAUUUAAUUAUCCCCUAGUUUUUUCCCUGAAACUUCCCCCAAAUUCACAUUUUCUUUAUCAAAGAAAAAAAUAAAUACAGAAGCAAAUGAAAAUAGAAAUAUCAGUGUGUUGGGUGUUUUAUAAAUUGAUCCGUGCCUGUGUUUAUUUUGAUGUAAUUCUUAAUGCAUUUAAUGGAACAUUAAUGCAUUUAUGACAACAUUUAAUUAUGCUUUUAUUUAUUUUUUUAUUCUUGAAGUUUUGGUCCUCUGCUGUAUGAAACAUUCACAAGAACAAUGAUUAUGCUGAAGUAUCUGUGGAGCACAGCUUUAUUAGAAUCUCGUGUGUCUGUGAUAUUUGAGGUAUUUUCUGAGUAUUUUCAUGAAAUUCAGUCACCAGCAGUGAUAUGUUAGUAUGGAAGAGUACUGUAUGCUUGGAAAUAUUAAAGGAUUGUGUAUGGGUUGAAAAUGUAAUUAAAAAAAUAUAAAAGAGUUUGUAAAAUUAUCUAUAAAAAGCUUCUAAGGUGGCAUCAUGAUCUCUGUGUAUAGUAAUGGGAAUCAGUACUGGGAAAUAACUUCUGUCAGCUCAUUGCUUUAAAGGUUAAAGAUGGUAAUUCUUGAUAUUUGUUAUCCUCCAUUAAACCCAUGUAAACACCAAAACCAUCAGUAUUUUCUCAAACUGCCAUUCUCUGACUGUAACCUGACUGUAAGGACAAUCCAAAUAUGAAAAAAACAAGUUUAAUUGAUCCUUAAUUAUUCCAGUGUUUUUAUUUUUUAAUCAAAUAUGACUCGAAGAAAAAAAAGUUGAAUUUUAUUCUGUUCAGAGCUGAAUAUUAAUACACUGGUGAGUAUUUACACAAGCAGGUCAGCAGAUGUGCAUCAACUCAAAUGAACCGUAACCACGUCAGUGCAAAAGGUAUCCCUAAUUUCUGUGUUUUAAAUCAUUUCUGGAUAACAGUGGAGCUCAUGGUACAGAUUCAUAAGCUACAGAGCCUCAGAUUGUGGGUGAACAUUUUUAUUGUUGGUUUUGGUGCUUUUUGAUCAUCAGGUGAUUGCAGGAUAAUAUUAAUGCAUCUCAUUAUGUUAUCAGAUAUUUAUUUGUCACUGUGUGUCAACAUUUGCUUAUUUGUCACCUAAAAGUGUGCAUUUUAACUUUGACCACAUUAUUGGCUCGGCACAGGCAACAGUUUUAUGUUAACGCUGUUCACAGUUCCCUUUCUUUUUCAGUUGUUUUGAGUGCGUUGUGAGAUAUAACGUCAUGUCUGUCAAAUAUAUGUACAUAUAUAUAUAUUUUCUGUGAUCUGCUUUUGCUGCCAAUUAAAAUCGUUUUGCCAUUGUUACAGAGCAAUGUUGAUUGUGCACUGUGUCAGAUGCAUGUAAAUAAAACUAAUAAUAAAACAGUCCUUCUUUAUAAUAAAAGAAAAAUGGGAGAAAAAAGGAAAGAAUUUUAAUUUGCAAAAAUAAUCAGUUUAUUUCCCGUGCAUGAGGAGGCAGAAAUUGUAAAAAUGUGUAAAAUAGGACCGAUGUAGCACAACUUACAGAGCAUGUGACACCAGUGGCAUGAAUAAGCUAUGAAACUAACAACAAUAAUCAAACAGGAUUCACUGAUUCUUUAAGCAUCUCUUAAGCGCUGCACUAAAACCAUAAAUAUAUGUAUAUAUAUGAACUAAAUGACCACAAGAUGGCACUGCUGCCUCACUUGAAUCACACACCAACCUCCACCUUGAGAGACAGAAAUCCCAUUUUGCUUAUCUUGACUCUAUGUGGAGUGUAUGUGGCGUUAUGCAUUUAAUCACAACUUCAGAGGCAGAAUCUGUAGAUGAAAGAAUUCACACCUUGGCUGACAGACGGAUGGUAAUUUCACUCAUGAAUGGAGCAUUUGAUCAGGAUCUGAAUGGACUCCUGUGUUGAUUCUCGUGUGUCUGCAUCAACUCUGCACCUUUCGAGACUUAUAAUGUACUUAUCAUACAUAGGAAAAUGCAUCUGCGCUUUGCCUCAGAAUGCAGGAGAGAGUGACACAAUGUAAGGCAUUGAUUAUUUGCGAGACUGACUUGGGCUUCACAGAAGGCUCUAAUGAUGGAGUUUCACACUUCCAAAUUCCUGAAAUUUCAAAUGACUACCACCACACAGAGUCCAUCAAAUUCGGCUCAGAUUUAUGAGAAGCUGCACUGAGGGAAAGCCCCCCUGCAGGUCACGAAAGGAGGCCCAGCAUUGGUGGGCAAAUGCUAAUAAAUUAUGAGAUAAGAUCACAGGAUUUGUCCUGUUUGAGGUUGCAGCAGUCUUUUCAGCCAAGUCUCCCCUAAGAAAGACAUUUCUUAUCUGGUGGACUUCCUGGUUUAAAUGAAAUCCUAAUAAGAUUUAAAAAAAAAAGAAACUUUAAUCAUUUCUCUAUCCAUAUCCAGGCGAGAGUGUGUGACGAAGAGAGAGAGAGGGAGGUGUAAUGCAGGUGUGGAGCAGGCUACCUCCAGCAGUAGCAGGGCCUUGCAGUCAGUAAUGUCAUCAGAGUGGGAGUCCCAGCUGAAUUCAGCGCUGUUCUGCAUGAUUGCCCAUGAUAAUUGUGUGUUGAUAGGGAGCGCCGGAGAUGGAGUAUAAUUUCCACCGAGAGAUUCCUAAACAAAUACCUGUGCUCAGCAGAGGGAUGGAGUGCAGCAGGAGGUGAGGAGGAGAAUAGUGGAUGAGGGGAGAUAGAGGAUGAGAGGGUAACACUUUCAGAGAAGGGGGAGGAAGAGGAGGAGGAAGCAGUCAUGCUGGAAGGGGUGGACAAAGUCCCUGGUUUUUUAGGCAAGGCCAGAGAAUAUGCUUUAAACUUUAAAAAAAAUUAGACCCAAAUCUGUGAAUUCCUGACAGAACAGAACAGAAAAGCACAAA
This is a messenger RNA of Pelmatolapia mariae (spotted tilapia), 4092 nucleotides long. RefSeq names its product transmembrane protein 182a (gene tmem182a). Gene Ontology annotation, cellular component: membrane. The record is from RefSeq and is a predicted model, not a curated record. Lineage: Eukaryota; Metazoa; Chordata; Actinopteri; Cichliformes; Cichlidae. The transcript has 5 exons. Bases 36 to 782 code for a protein of 248 amino acids.